AUGGCAUCCAUCCACUUCUCGCAGUCUUUGUCCACACGCGGAGAAGCUACGCCAGCAUCAUCGCGCGCUGUGCAACUUCCGGCCAUGUACCCGGUCUCUCCUGAUGAGCCCGAAGAGCGUGCUCAAGGUGAGGCCUCACCUCGAGCCAGCGCCGAUCUCGGUAGCUCAUGGCUAGACCUGGAGAAGGCUGAGACUCAGGAUGGGUUCUACCUGCAUCCUGAUGCCUCGAGCAGUCCUGCCUCUUCUAUCUCAGAUGAGGAGUCUGAAACACGCAGCUAUUUGGCCUCCCUCCCAACGAGCAGCCGAUCUGAGUAUUCCGCGUUGCCUCCGUCACAGGCUGAUAAUGCUCGCUACUACGAUCAUGCGCUCUCCAAAGGCGAUCAUGAUGCGCUCAUUAUGGGUGAACUCAACCAUAACCUCCGAGCCUACACUCCACGGGACCUGGUCAUUCACCAUGAGUCUCGCAAGGAGCUCGUCCCCCAGGGCAUUGCUGGGACGGACAAGCUUGGCGAGAUGGAGGCAUUUGCCAAGAUCGAGCAGGAGAAGCAGCACAGCCAUCAGGUUCAGGAACGUAACUUGCCAUCUGCUCACCGCCACAACCUCAGCGCCACCUUUGAUUCCUUUCUCGUCCCUCACAAGUCUGGUAAGGGCGAGGCUUUCCGCGGUACUCCCACUGCGAAGAAGCCUAAGGCUAUCAAGGAGAAGCGCUCCAGUUCCUCUAUGCAGCCCGUCACAAACACUUUACGUCGCCUCAGCAUGAUGCCGUCUAUGCACUCGCUGAAGAUAUGUAAAUCUCGUGCCAGCCUCCGCAAGGAUAGCUUGGAAAAUUCGGAUGUCUCUCCCCUUCCUGAGCUACCCGAGCAUGUUUCGUAUGCGCAGCGCUAG
Molecule: messenger RNA, 885 nt
Organism: Parastagonospora nodorum SN15
Lineage: Eukaryota; Fungi; Ascomycota; Dothideomycetes; Pleosporales; Phaeosphaeriaceae
Exons: 2
Coding region: 1-885 (294 amino acids)
Source: RefSeq, a predicted model, not a curated record